AUGCGGGCGCCGCUGUGCCUGCUGCUGCUCGUGGCCCACGCCGUGGCCAUGCUCACCCUGAACCGAAGGAAGAAGCAAGUGGGCACUGGCCUGGGGGGCAACUGCACGGGCUGUGUGAUCUGCUCGGAGGAGAACGGCUGCUCCACGUGCCAGCAGAGGCUCUUCCUGUUCAUCCGGCGGGAAGGCAUCCGCCAGUACGGCAAGUGCGUGCACGACUGUCCCCUCGGCUUCUUCGGCAUCCGAGGCCAGGAGGUCAACAGGUGCAGAAAAUGUGGGGCUACUUGCGAGAGCUGCUUCAGCCAAGACUUCUGCAUCCGGUGCAAGCGGCGCUUCCACCUGUACAAGGGGAAGUGCCUGCCGGCCUGCCCGCCAGGCACCGUGACCCACCGGAGCACGCGCGAGUGCCAGGAGGAAUGUGAACUGGGCUCCUGGAGCAGCUGGAGCCCCUGCACACACAAUGGGAAGACCUGUGGCUCCACCUGGGGCCUGGAGACCCGGGUGCGAGAGGCCGGCCGGGCUGGGCAGGAGGAGGCAGCCACCUGUCAGGUGCUGUCUGAGUCUAGGAAAUGUCUCAUCCAGAGGCCCUGUCCUGGAGAGAGAAACCCCCGGCAGAAGAAGGGCCGGAAGGACCAGCGCUCCAGAAAGGACCGGAAGCUAGACCGCAGGCCAGACCGGCAGCAGGCCCGGCCAGGCCCCCAGUGA
Messenger RNA from Dipodomys spectabilis (banner-tailed kangaroo rat), 702 nucleotides. It is a transcript of the gene Rspo4, whose product is annotated as R-spondin 4. The transcript is spliced from 5 exons. The coding region runs from base 1 to 702 and encodes 233 amino acids. NCBI's taxonomy places the organism in Eukaryota, Metazoa, Chordata, Mammalia, Rodentia, Heteromyidae. The record is from RefSeq and is a predicted model, not a curated record.